This is a messenger RNA of Podarcis raffonei (Aeolian wall lizard), 2022 nucleotides long. RefSeq names its product zinc finger protein 660-like. Bases 302 to 2008 code for a protein of 568 amino acids. Gene Ontology annotation, cellular component: nucleus. The record is from RefSeq and is a predicted model, not a curated record. NCBI's taxonomy places the organism in Eukaryota, Metazoa, Chordata, Lepidosauria, Squamata, Lacertidae. The transcript is spliced from 4 exons. Gene Ontology annotation, molecular function: RNA polymerase II cis-regulatory region sequence-specific DNA binding; DNA-binding transcription factor activity, RNA polymerase II-specific. Gene Ontology annotation, biological process: regulation of transcription by RNA polymerase II.
UUGGGAAGCUGCCCCACAGCCCCCAAUGGGUUAAACGGAUAGAGUUGUGCUUUGCAGAGAGGCCCAGGGAGCAGCCAGCCAAUGCUGUCCCUUCCUUUUCCUGCCAGGGCGCUCAGCUGCAAAACCAUGGCUUCUUUCUGCAGAAGGUCAGUGAGGACAGGGUCAUUGCCAAUGGAGCUGCUUACCUCACACCAGAUUGAGUGUCUGAACCGAGCGAAGCAGGCGACUGAAGACACGAUUUAGGAGCCGAGGUGGAGUGAGGCGCAGCUGUUGCAUUUUUGCGCGAGAGACGGAACGAGAGAUGAACCGGAGUGAAAUCCAAGCUUUGCCAAAUCGGGGCGCAGGUCCGGGAACACGAGCAAAGAGGCAGGGCGGGGCAGGACCCAAAUUGCAUAAGGGGCCUGGAAGGGUCCAGCGGGAGGUUGUGGAGCCGUUCCCAAACAUGGGAUGGAGAGGCCCAGGCUUGCCAGAACUUGCCCCUCCGGAAGACCCCAUCCCUUGUCCUCUGUCCGCAGAAAGAACACACUGCAACAGGGGCAGCCCUGAAGGAGACAGUGCAAGCAGCCUCCUGACAGGUCUUAGCAGAGCAUCCGAAGAGGCCUACAUGGGUUUGGAUUCUGGUCAAGGCAAGGAGGAGCCCCGGGAAAGGGACACCGUCGCCCUGGAGGCGCAGCGGCUGAACUUCCGACGGUUCUGCUACCAGGAGGUCGAGGGACCACGGGAAGUGUGCAGCCAGCUCUGGUAUCUCUGCCACCGGUGGCUGAAGCCAGAGAGGCACACCAAGGAGCAGAUCCUGGAGCUGGUGAUCCUGGAGCAGUUCCUGGCCGUCCUGCCCUCGGAGAUGCGGAGCUGGGUCCGGGAAGGAGGCCCAGAGACCUGCGCCCAGGCGGUGGCCCUGGCAGAAGGUUUCCUGAGGAGGCAGCAAGCGGGUGAGAAACCCAAAGAGGUAGUGCCUAUGAAUCCCGCAGCUCCUUCUGAGGCCAGAGAGAAGCUGCUGUGUGUGGAAGUCAAAGAAGAGAGUGGCAGAAGUGGGUCCUCUUCAGGUGACAGCUGGCUGAAUCAGCAGGAGGGUAAUCCACAGCGGGAAAGGCCAACCCAAGUAGACCCUCAUUUGCAAUGUCAGGAUAACAAAACAGCUUUCCUGCCUUAUUCAGAGGAAAAGAUGGGAAGCCACCCGGAAGACAGUGUGAAUGAUCCUGAGAGAAACCCUGGGGAUUUCCCAAAGAUCCCUCCCAAAGGCAAGAAGCAAAGGACUUGUGGCGUCUGUGGAAAGAGCUUCAGCCGCAGCACCGGCCUGAUCGCACAUCAGAGAAUCCACACGGGAGAGAAGCCGUACGAGUGUCUUGACUGUGGGAAAUCCUUCACAUUGAAGUCGAACCUGAUAGCCCACGAAAGGACUCACAAUGGGCAGAAGCCGUACGAGUGCCAGCAGUGUGGGAAAAGCUUCAGCGUGAGCUCGCAGCUCAUUAAGCACAAGAGGACUCACUCGGGGGAGAAACCGUACAAAUGCGCCGAGUGCGGGCAGCCGUUCCGCCAAAGCUCUCACCUUAGAAACCACCAGAGAAUCCACACGGGAGACCGGCCGUUCAAGUGCUCAGACUGCGGGAAAAGCUUCAGCGUCAGCUCAGACCUGAUCCGGCAUGAAAUAUCGCACACGGGGGAGAAACCGUAUCAGUGUCCUGACUGCGGGAAGCGCUUCUGCAACAGUUCCCAGAUUAUUACUCACCGGAGAGUCCACACGGGGGAAAAGCCGUACAAAUGCCUGGAGUGCGGGAAAAGCUUCACCGUGAGCCAGCAGCUCAGCAGACACCAGCGAGUCCACACAGGAGAGAAGCCAUACAAAUGCCCCGAAUGCGGGAAAACCUUUGGUGUCAGCACACUCCUUACAGGACACCUGAGAAUCCACACUGGAGAAAAACCGUACGAAUGUUUGGAAUGUGGGAAAAGCUUCAGGCUGCGCUCAAACCUUAUUGCACAUCAGAAAAUACACACCGCAAGGAAAUCCUAGGCAUUUUUACUGUG